This is a messenger RNA of Phycodurus eques (leafy seadragon), 3831 nucleotides long. It is a transcript of the gene rabl6b, whose product is annotated as RAB, member RAS oncogene family-like 6b. Gene Ontology annotation, molecular function: GTPase activity; GTP binding. The coding region runs from base 979 to 3240 and encodes 753 amino acids. The transcript has 18 exons. The record is from RefSeq and is a predicted model, not a curated record. Lineage: Eukaryota; Metazoa; Chordata; Actinopteri; Syngnathiformes; Syngnathidae. Gene Ontology annotation, cellular component: cytosol; nucleus.
UCCCAAGUCUCGUGAUUGAUAAUGUAGCACUUCAAGGAGGGCUAUAAGGAGGAGUAUAUAAUGGCAAUUAUAUAAUGGCUAUAUAAAGUAGGAUACCAACUUCAACGAUGCGAGUCAGCUGGGGAUUCCACCAUUAUUAGCUGGCUAGAUAAGUGGAUCUGUCCGAUCUUGUCAUUGCUGAAUAUUUACUAACUCUAUCUUGUUUUCUUGGUAAAUAAAGUGGGGAGGAAUGGCUGAUACAUGACACAUCGCAAGAGUAAAAAGCCCAAACAUGGCAGCCUCCAUCAGCGAGUAGAUGCAAUGUUUUUAACGUUGUUUUUUUUCUUUUGAGGCGGGGAGAAAAAAAUACUUUUUACAUUUAAGUAAACAGCAUGAGAUAAAGAAGAUAUGUAUUUUAAAAAAUAUAACAAAAAUACUUUGGGUUUUGUUUUGCUUUGACAAUAUAUCCUGGUUGUAUGGGAUUGACAUUGUGUUGAACAUUCCCGAAAAGACUGUUCAAAUGGGGUAAGACUGCACGGAAUAGGUUUAGGGUGAGUUUUAAUUUAGAAACACAAAGAGUGCACUUCUGCGCCCCAGCACCAUGCUCGUUUCCUCCAAGCUUUAUUGUGAAAGAGCAAAGGGAAGUCGAAUGUAUUUUACUCCCGCUUUUCGAUUGAUACGCGACACUAAUAUCUUUGCAAAGGAAUGUAGCCGCAAUAUUGCUUUAGGGGUGGAUGUCUGAUUAAAUCAAGAUGUCGGAACUGCACUUCCUCUUUUUUGACAACCAUGACACUGUAAACAGAAUGAUGACCAUCUCUGUUUUCAACUGGCUUGAAAACACAACAGCUCAAAUAUAGUAUUGCAGAUCAUACCAAAUAAGAGUGUGGACAGUUAACAGUUAAUUAAGACUCACUGUUGCAAUUUUCCUUUUGUGUGUUGUGUAAAAAUUUGAUUCUGGAAAAGCCCACUGUCCACAUAGGCUUCUGACAAAUUAAAAACAUGUUUUCGGCAUUGAAAAAACUGGUGGGAUCCGAGCCGGGCCAGCUCAGAGACAAGAACAUUCCUGCUGGCCUGCAGUCCAUGAACCAAAGUCUGCAAAGACGCUUCGCUAAAGGGGUGCAGUACAAUAUGAAAAUCGUCAUCCGCGGCGAUAGGAACACUGGAAAGAGUACUUUAUGGUAUCGACUGCAGGGCAAGAAGUUUGUGGAAGAGUACAUCCCCACCCAGGAGAUCCAAGCCACAAGUAUCCAUUGGAAUUACAAAAUGGCUCCAUAUCAAGCUACUGAUGAUGUGGUCAAGGUAGAGGUGUGGGACGUGGUCGACAAAGGCCAAAAAUAUCCUCUUCCUGAAGGUGUAGGAAAAGGCAAAAAGCGUGGAGAUAAUUUGAAACUCGAGAAUGAGCCGCAAGAGUCAGAUGAGGUAGCCCUUGAUGCAGAGUUUCUAGAUGUUUACAAGAACUGCAAUGGCGUUAUCAUGAUGUUUGACAUUACCAAGCAGUGGACAUUUAACUACAUCUUAAGGGAACUUCCCAAAGUGCCCACUCAUGUACCAGUGUGUGUGCUGGGAAACCAUAGAGACAUGGGUGAGCAUCGGGUCAUCCUGCCUGAUGACAUAAGGGAGCUGAUUGCUGGACUGAACAGACCAAUGGGAUCCUCUUACAUCCACUAUGCUGAAUCUUCUAUGAAGAAUGGCUUUGGCUUAAAAUACCUGCACAGAUUUUUUAACAUCCCCUUCCUACAACUCCAGAGAGAGACCCUUCUGAGGCAACUGGAGACAAACCAGUUGGACAUGGAUGCCACCCUAGAAGAGCUUUGUGUACAGCAGGAGACAGAAGAUCAAAAUUAUGAAAUUUUCCUGGAGAACUUAGAGUCCCGCAGUAAGGGCUAUGGCUCACCUGGUCCAGCAAACGGUCAGAGUCCUUCCUCAGGGUCCCAGUCCCCCAUUGUUCCUCCGAGUGGUGCCUCCACAGGAAGUUCCAGCCCGAGCACACCUCAACCCCCAAUUCCCUCCCAGCCACUCCCACAGUCCCCCUCUGUGUCGGCUCACUCGGCUCCAGCUCUCGCUGCAGCCGUUGGCAGAACAACCUCGCCUUCAGCUGAAUUAAAGUCUUCAGCUCAAUCCCCAGAGCACCUCCAGUCCUCUGUCACACCCGUGUCAGCCCCCCAGAAACGCAGCUUCAUGUCUCGAUGGUUUGGCUCAUCGCCUGUCCCUGAGACUUCUGUUAGUGCAUCAGAUGACCUACCUGCACCAGUGUGUCCUACUUUAGUACAAAGUGUGGAUGACUUUGUGCCAGAUGAUAGACUGGAUAAGAGUUUCCUAGAGGACAGUUUGCCCUUAAAGACAAAAGUGCCUCAAACAGUUGUGGACAGCGACAGUGAUUUUGAAGAUAGAGGAAACCCAAUGGUGUCUGGUUUCCAGGAUGAGCUUGAUCUUGAUGACACGGAGCCCAAUCUUCCACAGCCUAAAAUGCUGCCUCCCAGAAAAGAUAUCCCUUUGACCAGUGAUGAGGAGGAGCAAACGCUUCCUUCUGUGAAAAAGGACCAGGACCUGGACAGUGAACCUGAACUGAAAACCUACAUCACAAAACCAAAGGUGGCAAUUAAAGCGUCAGAUUCCAGAGACCAGUCCGCAGCUCCCAUCUUCCUUACUUUAGCUCCAGCAGGAGAACAGCCCACCCAGCAGCAAGGAAAAAAGAAAGGAGUCUCACCCAUGGCUGGGGACUCUGAUACCGACCCUGAGGCCCCCGUGGCACAACAAAUGCUUUCUUUUGUUAUGGAUGAUCCUGACUUUGAGUCUGAAGCAUCAGACACACCAAAAAUAGCAAAGAGUACAUUCCCUGCCAGGGAUGAACUUCUAUCUGACCUCUCAGACAAUGACGUGCAGUCAGCCAAGGUGCCAAAACCUGUGAAUCCCACUGUGAUCUCCUUUAAACAAAAGGAUGUUACUGACCUUUUUGGCCUGGGUAUCCAAGAAGAACCCUCAGCACCCAAAGAGAGCAGCGAGGAACAAGAAGAGAAGGAAAGAAAACACUCCUCCAAAGACAAUAAGAAAAAGAAGAAGAAAAGUAAAGAGGAGGAUGAAAAGAGUAAGAAGAAACAUAAACACUCUAAGAAAAAGGAAAAAGAUGAAGCUGUUGACGACAAAGAGAAAAAGAAGAAGAAAUCGAGGACCAAGAAAACAGAAGUGGAUGAGCUGGAAGACUUUCUCGGAGGAGGAUCAAGCCUAACGAAAAGAGAUGAUGGAGAUUAUGAAGAACUAUAAGAUGUCCCAUUUUAUGAGUAAACUGAACCUGAGAAAUAACUGUUGCAAUGACUGAGAUCACUACCUGGUUCCCUGACUUGUAUGUGCACAAAGUUGUAUCCCAAGCCAUACAAAAUGCAAUACACAAAGCUACCAACAACCCCAGGUAAAACCUGACACUCUGGAUGUGGCCCUGUUAGUUCCUUCUGGUGUGAUCGAUUUUUCCUUCACUGCACUUACGCUGUCUUUCAUUCCAUUCAGUUAGAAACGGGAAGGAGACUACAAACUGACGAUCUCUGUGGCUGUAAUCUCCUUUUUUUUUUUCUUUGAUGUGAUUGGACAUUGGUGAAUAUUUGAAACUCUUGAAGAGAUCCACCUCAAGUUAGUCUCUAUAAUUCGGAUUACCAUUCUGUCUAAAUCUUUGUGUGGUUGGACUAAUGUUUGCCAGCAUGCUAGAAGUAAUUCUCCGGUUAUCUGUCAUUAUACUGUUUUGCUUCAACAUGUAAUGGUACAUUCUUUCCCUGGUUUACAUCUUUUAAGGUAACGUGGAAUAAUAACCGAAAGCUUUUCGAGCAAAACUGUACAUCCAUUAAAACAAGCCUCUCCUUUCCA